Sitodiplosis mosellana (orange wheat blossom midge) is the source of this 2378-nucleotide messenger RNA. RefSeq names its product enhancer of mRNA-decapping protein 3 (gene Edc3). The record is from RefSeq and is a predicted model, not a curated record. Gene Ontology annotation, molecular function: mRNA binding. The coding region runs from base 427 to 2094 and encodes 555 amino acids. Lineage: Eukaryota; Metazoa; Arthropoda; Insecta; Diptera; Cecidomyiidae. Gene Ontology annotation, biological process: P-body assembly; deadenylation-independent decapping of nuclear-transcribed mRNA. The transcript has 6 exons. Gene Ontology annotation, cellular component: P-body.
CAAAACUGUCAGAGCCAACUUCAGCCAUAUUGUAUUAUGUUUCAGCGAUUUUUUGUUGUUUUACUCGCAAUAAACAUUCUAAAUACUGAAUCAGUUCAUUAUUUUCUUGUAUAAGCAAAAAGUUUUGUAUUCAAUUUUUGUCCUAUGUUCAAUUUAUGAUAAGAGUAUAUUACCGAAUUGUUUCAUGGAAAGUAGCACAAACAACUGAUCCUGUUUGGUUAUAUUUUCUUUUAUUGAAAAGAAGAACCAAAGCAUAUUUUUGUUUGGGAGCACAACAAACAAGUUUUGAUACUUUCACAAUUUGGCGUAAUUCAAAAGCGCAUCUUGGCAAAAAGGAAAGAUUGUCAGUGGUGAUUGAAUGAAAUUUGUCCAGUUAUUUUUGAAAAAUUGUGACGUGAACUUGACGAAAACGAACACCAGAUAAAUAUGAGUGAAAAUUGGAUUGGAAAGUCUGUUUCAAUCAAAUGCAUCGAUGACUUUGGCAUUUUCCAGGGCACAAUCAAAGACGCAAAUGCAUCGAAAAUUGUGAUAUCGAGAGCAUUUCGUAAUGGUCUUCCGUUGAAAACGCCAGACGCGGAGGUCACAAUAAUGGCUAAGGAUAUAGUUAAGAUAAGUCUGAUACCGUCACAUAAUGCAGCCAACGUAAAUAACGGGUCGCAAAAUAAUGCGUUACAAAUUGAUGAGCAAAUAUUCAACAAAAUCAAUAUCGCUAGCAAGGAGGCAAAACCAGUGGCAACCAAAUCGCCUCCGACCAAUCAAAAGGCCAAUUUUAAGGCAAAAUCACCAAUCAGCAUCAAAAAUCCAUUUGGAAAUUUCAUUCCAGCAAAAGUCGAAGUGAACAUGGCACAUUCGAAUUCAAGUGCACAAACAGUGAAUAACAGUGGCAGUGGCAAUGCCAAUAAGACUAAUAAUUAUAGCAACAACGCCAACCAUAAAUUGGCACAAAUCCCAGUUAUAUUGCAACGCAAUGCAAGUCAACCAAUUGAUAUAGCGUCAUCGACAAAUAAUGGCGCUUUUCAUAAACCAAGUGCACCGACGGUAGCACAGCAGUUGGCAUUCAACAAAAUGGACAAAAAGAAAACGAAUCGUAACCGCUAUGACAAAAAUAUUACGUUCAGCACGCCUGUUGACGAUCCGGUUAUGGAUGAGGACUUUGAUUUCGAGAAAAAUUUGGCUUUGUUCGACAAGCAAGCUAUUUGGGAUAAGAUUGAUGCAAAUCAAAAGCCGGACUUGGUCCGACAAACUGGCCACGUUAAUAAAAAAGUGAAAAACUAUAGACACGACGAGAAUAUUUUAACUGCAAAACCAACUGGCUAUCGCCAGAUUACGUUGAAAGAUCGCUGUGCUCAAGAAUAUGUAACUGACGACGGGUUUAUUAUUCCGACGAUUUCGUCAGAAAUUCGAUCGCGAAUUUGUUUGCAAGCCGAAGUGUUUGGCUUGGACUGGGAAAGACAAUGCGAUAUGCUGUCAAGAAGCUGCGUGGAACUGUGCUUGCAAAUGUUGGGUGGUGCGCGUCGACUGUCGCUGAAGAACCAGCAUCAGUGGCCGAAAAUUGCGAUAAUUUGUGAUGAAAUGUGCAACGAACGAUGUAGUGAAGUGGGAUUUGCUACGGGUCGCCAAUUGGCUUCACAGGGGCUACAAGUACAUAUUUUAGUGAAACCAAAUCUGAGCUAUGCGCUCCGCAGCAAUCGUGAGGCUGAACUGUUCAAGGCGACCGGCAAUGCGAUAACGAUGUCCGUUGACGAAAUGCCAUCGUGUGAUCUCAUUAUUGUAUCGCUUCCAAAGCCAAUUGUUGAUAAGAAUGUUCUGAAAUGGAUUAACGAAAGCAGAUCACCGAUAAUGGCCAUUGAUCCCCCAGUUACCGGUAUUCCACUCUUGACGAUUAAGUGCUCCAUUCUUCCAAUACUACCACUAGAAAAUAUAUCGGCCGCUUGUGGCAAAUUGUACUUGUCCAAUCUCUCCAUUCCGGAAAAGUUCUAUCGUGAUGCUGGGAUCAAUUACAAAAGCCCAUUUGGUCAUAAGUUCGUGAUUCCAUUGCAUCUGGUGAACGAGAAUGAGGCGGCAAAAAGUGAUAAUGAAAUAUCGUCACCUUGAGCACAUCAGAACAUCGGCGCACGUCAUACGGUGUGCCACUAACGGUAAAAGAAUAAUAUGGUUCCAGUACAAGCAGAAGGACAACAUCGACGCAAAAUUCUUAUAAAAUUUCUAUUUUGACCACCAUUGAUUUCAAUCAAUAGGCAAUUUUUUUUAUUUCUCUCUGACUCUUAAUUUUGUAUUACCAUAUCCAUAGAAAUGAAUCAAAACCAAAACCGAAACAGAAACAAAACCUCCAACAUUUUGCCUGUGAAAAUAAAGAUACCAAUUUCUUAUACCGUAAA